This is a messenger RNA of Falco peregrinus (peregrine falcon), 3926 nucleotides long. RefSeq names its product gremlin 1, DAN family BMP antagonist (gene GREM1). The coding region runs from base 193 to 747 and encodes 184 amino acids. Gene Ontology annotation, biological process: animal organ morphogenesis. Gene Ontology annotation, molecular function: receptor ligand activity; BMP binding. The record is from RefSeq and is a predicted model, not a curated record. Lineage: Eukaryota; Metazoa; Chordata; Aves; Falconiformes; Falconidae. The transcript is spliced from 2 exons.
GCGCUGCUGCAAUUUGUAGGCAGGAUCCGAGACUCACUCUCUAUGGCCUCCCGGGCAGCUCCGGGCUCCCACGCCACCCGCUCCGCCGAGUGACCCGCCGGGCAGCACCCCGCCGAGCCCCGCGCCCCGCCGAGGAGCCGCCGCCGCCGAGCCGGGUCCCGCCAGGAGCCGCCGCCGCCGCCGCCGCGCAGGAUGGUCCGCACACUGUAUGCCAUUGGUGCUGUGUGUCUGCUGAUGGGAUUUCUGCUACCAACAGCAGAAGGGAGAAAGAGGAAUCGUGGAUCUCAAGGUGCUAUCCCUCCUCCUGACAAAGAUCAGCCCAAUGAUUCAGAGCAAAUGCAAACACAGCAGCAGUCAGGCUCUAGGCAUCGAGAACGGGGAAAAGGCACUUCAAUGCCUGCUGAGGAGGUGCUGGAGUCUAGUCAGGAGGCAUUGCACAUCACUGAGCGCAAAUACCUAAAGCGGGAUUGGUGUAAAACUCAACCGCUCAAACAAACUAUCCACGAAGAAGGCUGCAACAGUCGUACCAUUAUCAACAGGUUCUGCUACGGCCAGUGCAAUUCCUUCUACAUCCCCAGGCAUGUCCGUAAAGAAGAAGGCUCCUUCCAGUCUUGUUCCUUCUGCAAGCCCAAGAAGUUCACCACCAUGACUGUUACACUCAAUUGCCCUGAGCUUCAGCCCCCAAGAAAGAAGAAAAGGAUCACCCGGGUUAAGGAAUGCCGGUGUAUAUCUAUUGACUUGGACUAAACGGAGACAAACAUAGUGAUUGCACUCUGACUGUAUGCAGCCAUUGCCAGCAUGAGAGUGAGUGGCAUGAACUAGCAUACCUUGGGGGCUGGACAAAACUGAAAGGAACCUAGUGAAUUACCUAAAACAAGCACCACCCCCCCCACCCCCCCAACACCCCCCCACCCCCCCCCCCGGCCACCCAAGAAAAAAAUCGAUGUAAGGGAAGGCCACGCAUGUGUGUGUUUGUGUGCAAGGGAGAAAACAGAAGUGUACAAGCAAAUAUAUGAAUGUUCACUACGACAAAAAAAUUUAACAGGUAUGAAAUAAGAAAAAACUCUAUUUACCUGCAGUCAUGAAUUAGGUUUCCUAGUGCAUAUUCACAUUUUUGCUGCUUGCUGGGAAACUGGAGCUGUGGCUUUUGCUAAUGUUCACCUGCUAUGCUAUUAGCUUUUACUGUAUUAAGAGAAACAUCAAAGUGAGAGGACAAUAUAUUUGGAAGCAUGAAUGUAUUCUUAAAUAUGAAGUAGGCAAAAAGCAGUUUAAAGCAUAGCAAAACCAUCACUGAAAUAGCAGCUGUAUCAAGAGUUUGUAACAUGCUUCGUCAAAAAAACCCAACCAUAACUGCAAUCCAAAAGCCAUGUCUGGAGAAAAAUGCGGGGACAUGGGAGUGCUGAAAAGCCACUGUAGGUGGAUGGAAAGCAGAGCUACAGCGAGUUAGAAAGCAAAAGGCUAAAGUACGUAGAUGGAGAGUACAAAAGGAAGUAGAAAAAGGAAAGAUACAUAAAUAGGAAGACACAGAGGAAGAGAUACUGUCUUCUGUUUACGUUUUGCUUUAAUUUAUAUACCUAGUCAUAUAUUACAUAAAUUAAAGAGAAACUAUAUACAAGGCUAUAAAUAUACUUCUGAAUUCUAAUGGCUCUCUCAGUCAGUCAAAACCCAUACUUGUGCCACUAGAACAUUUCAUGUCUUGUAUUUCUGCUAUCAGUUAUUCUUCAUAUCCACAUAUAUAUGUAUAUGCAGUACCUUAUAGUCAUUGGUAUCUAUAUGUACAUACAAUGAGUAUGCAUACUUCAUUGUGUGUAUCUGAACUCUUUCCUCUUUUUCACACACAUACAUAAAAACCAUACAUAACCACAGCACAAAAAUCUUGCUAACCAAGAUCAAGUACAGAAUGGCAGUAAUUUAGUACAUAAAGAGCAAAGCAAAAAUUAAAACAAGCAUCAUGUGACUGCAAAUGCAAUAACCACACAAGAGACAAAAGACACGACAUUCAUGACUAGUAAACAUUGCAUUGUUAUUGUUAUUUUAGCUUUGCCACAGGCAUGCAGUUUGUUGAAAAAGAGAUGCAGAACUUUGCCAGCAAUAAUCCUCUUUUUAUAUCUUUUACCACAGACUUGCAUUUAAAAUGGAUUUGGACUAAGUAAAGAGAAUUUCCUGAAAAUUAAGGGCUAACUGCCCCUCUCAUCUGGGGGGAAAAAACAUAAAAGGGGACAUGCUACUUCCAGCAGGUCAAUGAAUCUCACCUGUGAGGUUAUCCUGCCUUCAGGAUUAGGAGCUUAAACUUGGUCAGGGCUGUAGGGUUUGGCAGGAGCACGAGAGGUCCUGCCAAGGAUUUGGUCUGUGGAGGGGGACCCUGGGCUGUGGGAGGCAGCCCUUCCAUGCGUGUAGCCCGUGCUUUCCUGGGUUCUGGAUGUUGUCUGGCUGGCAGCACCUUGUACCACAUGGUGUGCAGCCUGCUCGUGCCGGUGCUGAAGAGCUCACCAGGUGCUGCCGGACCUUCCCGCCUGUGCCUGCGGGACCCCAGCCCGCCCUGUUCGGGGGGGGGGGUGUGCCAAAGGAAAGGCGUGUUCCUGUGCCAGAGUCAGUACCGGGCCUGAAAGCAACCCUGACAUCACUGGUGUGAGUGAAAUGGGAGUUAGGUCUGCAUUAACUGUAUGAUGAGGCUUGGAUAGUCCAGGACUCAGUUUCCCCAUUCAGCAGCAAUACCCUCUAGUACCCGCUCUCGGUGUAACUGUUCUCUCUCACACCAGAUGCCUCUCUCAGCCACAAAGUGAUUAUCUUGACAGCACUUCUGCCCACUGAACGCCGAGGAAGACAAUUGUGCUCUUACUAACACAUCCAAAGAGAAAAAUAUACAGUGAGUGGCAUGUCACAGAUGCAUCCUGCGUGUCCUCAUUAUAGGAGAUGCCCCAGCUGUUGCACAAUGCACCACAUAGUUAUUGGUGAUAUCCUGCAUCUCUGCAAUUAAUAUAUUUUUGCUGUAAAAUCCACUGCUGUGAGGUCUGCAUUUGUAAGAUUAAGAGAUCGCAACUCGUUGGUUGAUAUUAUUAAAAUGCGUUUCAUCUGGUGUAGUCUGACUCAGCAGGUUUGACACAUUUCUUCAUGGAUUUUAAAAUCCAGUUUUAAAAUCUGGAAUUACAGGAGGUAGAUUUCCACUGUGUGGAACAUGAAUAGUUAAACAGAAAGAUAAGGAUAUUUAAUGUUAUUAUUAAUACAAAUACACUUUCACUGGUCAUAGGCAGGGGUUGUUUUCCUUUAAAUUACUUUUUUGAGUUGGUUUGCAGGGGAAAGGGCCAAUCUCAGCCAUUGCUGAAAGUUUUGUACUAGCUAGGGUUUCUGCUCAAGAAAUGGGAACACCUUAAGAAUGAUUUUUUUUUUCUUCAUGUGAAGUUGACAGCAAAACUCCCUUUGUUUUUUACAGCGACUGCUAUGUCCCUGAACCCUUAGCCAUUAAGCAAAGCUUCAGACAUUACUGACUGCUUUAUUUGAGAUUAGGCUAGCAUUCUGAAGGAAAAUUGAUAAAAGUUUUACAAAUCUUUAUGUUCCAAACCAGCCUGUGCACAGAUCAUGAUGGAACUCCCCUUGAGGCAGAUUCCCCCCCAAUAUGUAAAUUUUAUACAAAGAACUUUUAUGAAUUGCUAGUUAUUGCCUGAGAGUAAGAAAGUUCUGCUAACUUACAAUUAUACGAGAUAUUUAAUAUCAACCACAAUAUGUAUUUAAAUGUCUGCUUUAUUCUAAAAACAAUAGACUAUAUAACCUAAGGCUGCAGUAUUUUCAUGCUCGGUCUCACAAAGCAAAACUUGGUUUAAAAUGAAGUUUUAAUUAUUUUGUAGCUGAAUAGAAUUGGAGUUUCUUCUUCCCAGCAUUUUGUACGUCAUUUUAACUACUAGUAACAAAUAAAUAAAAUAUUUUCUCCA